CUCUCUUUCUCUUUCUCUCUCGCUCGCUCGCUCUCCGUGUCUGUAUUCUGUUCUCUCUAUCAUUCUCACUUUCUCCCUCGCUGUCUUCCUUUCGAUGCGUUUCAUGGCGUCUGUUUUAUAUUUCGUCCGUUAUUCUAGAAAGACAGUUGGGCGAACUGUCUUUUGAUAUUGUCGAGGCGAAUUUGAGUCUCGGUUUCAAUCCUUGGUAGACAUAAUGUGACAUCGCUAGAACUCAAAACGCUAGGACUCAAAACAUUCUGUUCGUUUCUAUUAUUUUCUUGUUUUGUUCUGUUUUUAUUUAUUGGUUCACGCUUGGAAGUGGAUUUGGCACCAUAAACCAACAGGAUUACUCGUGAACAUUACUGUGCAUCUGCUAUUUGCUUCCGUCCAUUAUACAACAUUAACUACAAAGAACUUCGGACCAUCUAAACGGACCAACACUUCUUCUGAACAGCCGGGAAUAUAACGAAGGCAAGGCAGUGAAGGGUAGUUCAGGGUAACGCAGAGCAAUGCAGGGCAAGGCGCAUAGCACAGCUGGCGGAGUCGAACUACUGACUUGUUGAUGGAUUGUUCUAUACACCAUGGACUCGGUCCGUCUAAUCUUUACUUUACCUUAAUAGAGUACCACUCCAGAUAUUUAGUAUUCGAGAAAAACUGUAAAUUUGUUAUGAACGAGUUAAUCCCAGAUCCAUUUUUAAAAUGUUCCUUAAAUAAUUUACUAAAUCACAGCUGCAUCAACUACAUUUUUACCUCUUAACAAGGAGAACGGCGAACGUAUACCUAACACACAGUACCCAAUCCAAUUUUCUUUUGCUUUUAUUUUAUUUUAUUUUGUAGUCAGGUAUUGAUAUUGAGACUGUUUGUCAGCUUCCAGCUCAUCCUCGAUUAGUGCUAUAUUUUUGGCUUCUUUUUUUUUUUUUUUUCUUUGAAGUAUCACCUAGCUCUAGUUUAGAUUUUAUCAGCAAAUAUUUUGUUUAUACAUUAUCACUUUACAAAUCCAAUCGAUAUUUGCUUUUCGUCGUAGAACUACAGCAAAAGUAUUAGUAAAAUUAACAACAAUAACAACGACAACAACGAUAACAUCAACAACUAUAACAAUUAUCAGAAAUGAUGAUGUAGUAGUCAAUACUCAACUGAAGAGCGAAGCAGACUACGUUAAUACAAACGAGCAGAUAUCAUAAAAGUAAGUGUUACUAUAUCUCUAGAGAGAGAGAAACCUCGAGCCAAAUCACGCAAAAUGAAGAAAAAAUCGGUGAAUUUUAGGUUACCAGACCAAGAAAGUGAAUGUAUGUCAGAGGCAACAGCCCAAAGUUCUGCAACGGCUGUUAGUUCUACAACAGCCCCUAGUUCUACAACAGCCCCUAGUUCUACAACAGCCCCUAGUUCUACAGCAGCCCCUAAUUCUCGGCCGCUUGAAGAUGAAAGUUCGGUUUUCAUGGUCACAUCCGAUGACAGUUCGGAAAAGUCGGCCUUGAAGGAUCAAACCAGUGAUGCAUCUCCCAAGGAGCCGUUAUAUUUUGUUGAAAUACCAAAGACAAUACAAACUCAAGAAGAGUUGGAUCAGAGGACAAGCGAUAAGCUGAUGACUCUGUGCCUGCUCACUUUGACUAAUAUCAUAUCCACCGAAUUCCAUUAUGCUGAACAGUUGAGAAAGUUAUACCAUUGCAGAACCUACUUCGCUAACAAACUUGAAGUGGGUGAUUGUUUGUUCAAUAAAGACGAGCUGGAUACCUUGUUCUACCGACUCGAUGACAUCGUAUUAUCAGUAGAGUUAUACCAUAUGAAUUUAUCGCGGCUUCUGAAAAAGUGGUCCCUCGACAUCAGGCUUUCCUUAGCUUUUGAGGAUACCCUUAAUUCUAUGCCAUUGUUCCACGACUGUGCCGACCAUUUCAAGCAAGCCGAAAAAAUAAUUUUGGGAAAGGGGGGUGCCGACGUAGUAAACGAUCUUGUCCGAGAGGAAAUGCCAAGCCUUGACAUUCCAUUUACAGAUUUAAUUCAAUUUCCUAUAACCAUGAGAAGUAGAAUUAUUUACGGCCUAAAGCAAAUGGCUAAGUACAUUCCUCCGGACAAACGGGACUACAUGGAAAUGAGGCUGGCUGUGCAAUCUACAAUGGCAAUUAAUGGUGUUCGUCAACCACGUGGUGGUGUGAUUGGUCAUCCACUUAAGUCCGGAUACGCCGUCCAAGUAAUCAAUAGGAAACGCUACCUCAGAUACUUGUUUCUUUUCCCUAACAAUCUUAUCAUUACUUCGAUGACGAAGAAGGGAUCGCAGUAAGUACCCUGUCCACUUUACACUU
Molecule: messenger RNA, 2297 nt
Organism: Octopus bimaculoides (California two-spot octopus)
Lineage: Eukaryota; Metazoa; Mollusca; Cephalopoda; Octopoda; Octopodidae
Product: active breakpoint cluster region-related protein
Biological process (GO): positive regulation of GTPase activity; signal transduction
Cellular component (GO): membrane
Molecular function (GO): guanyl-nucleotide exchange factor activity; GTPase activator activity
Source: RefSeq, a predicted model, not a curated record